This is a messenger RNA of Striga asiatica, 752 nucleotides long. The record is from the annotation of a GenBank genome assembly. NCBI's taxonomy places the organism in Eukaryota, Viridiplantae, Streptophyta, Magnoliopsida, Lamiales, Orobanchaceae.
CUAAAAUAAAGUAACCAGCACGUGGUUCACUCCCUCGCCUAACUUCAUAGUACACCGCCUUCCUAAAGCGUCAACCAAUCGGACCCCUCAAAAUGUCGCCGUCGACCUUGCAAGCACUAGUCUCCGGUGUCCCUCCGGCGAUCAAAGCUUCAAAUGGGCCGCAAUCGAAAGAUUCAAAAUUCAUAAUGAUCAAAAGACAAGCACCUUUUCUUCUCCAGGUGAAAGAGAAACCAUUGUUGGCACAAACACGAAGCCUCACGGCCAAAUCCAGACGGGAAAUGAUGCAACUAACAGCUGCAUCUGUAAGUCUUCUCUCUCUUCUCCUGCCGCCAUCUGCAGAGGCACGACCAAGAAAUGCCACUAUAAAGCAGAAGAUCAUGGAAAAAUUCGAGGAGCUUAGGCAGAAGGCUGGUUUGUCCAAGCUGGAAGCUAAAAAGGAGGAAAACAAAGCAAACACAACGCCAGAAAACGGUGAUGAAGAGAAAAAAGUUCCAAAAGCAGAGACAUUCAUUCCUGCACUUCCAAAUAUCAUCAAUGGCAAAACUGUGGAGUCCACUUUGCCUUAACAUCUACACAUUGUAUUGUACUUUCUUGUUUGCCCAGUUAUCUUUAUGUGAGCCUGAUUUGGGAGAGAACAUAAUGUGGUGUUUUCAAUAAAUAUUUGUGUCCAUGUGUGUCUGGGUCAUUCAUUUGCUGUUUUCUGGUCUGGAUUUGAUAGGUAAUAAAAGAUUUCAAAUUGAUCCAAUGCAAAA